Messenger RNA from Pyricularia oryzae 70-15, 183 nucleotides. RefSeq lists its product as uncharacterized. Lineage: Eukaryota; Fungi; Ascomycota; Sordariomycetes; Magnaporthales; Pyriculariaceae. Bases 1 to 183 code for a protein of 60 amino acids. The record is from RefSeq and is a predicted model, not a curated record. The transcript has 2 exons.
AUGGGUACGGGUAUCAUACGGAAUCUCGGGGCCGGAAACCGGAAACCUGCCAAGAUUCCAGGACCGAAAACAACACCCUGUAUCGAGACCAGGAAACGUCCGCAUCCCGAACCACCGCGAAACGAGUCUAGACAUAAUCAGCAGGAGGACCCUAAUGGCCUGAUGUUUGAUGAUGCUAUCUGA